This is a messenger RNA of Pangasianodon hypophthalmus (striped catfish), 4343 nucleotides long. RefSeq names its product sodium/potassium transporting ATPase interacting 2 (gene nkain2). The record is from RefSeq and is a predicted model, not a curated record. Bases 1007 to 1633 code for a protein of 208 amino acids. The transcript is spliced from 7 exons. NCBI's taxonomy places the organism in Eukaryota, Metazoa, Chordata, Actinopteri, Siluriformes, Pangasiidae. Gene Ontology annotation, biological process: regulation of sodium ion transport.
GCGCGCUCAGCUCUUCUGCCCUGAUCCUCCACUGCGCCCCGCAGCGCAUCAGCAUCAGCAUCAGCGCGCGCGCAAGCGAGAGCGCGAGAGCGCGAGAGAGAGAGAGAGAGAGAGAGCGCGAGAGAGAGAGACACCCCCGUCGCGCGCCCGGGUUCCUUCAAUCUGGAGCGUCAGAUGGCAGCGCUGCAUCUUUCAUCCCCAGCUUUUUCUAACCGGUUUGAGCGCGCGACUUUUCUUUUCGUGUCUUGUCUUUCUUUUUUCUUUCUUUCUUUCUUUCUUUUUUUUUUUUUGGUAAAUCCCAUCAGGUUAUAGGGAGACCCGGGACCGAUUCCUGAUUCCCGAGGAUGCACAGCGUGUUAGAGACGCGCGCUCCAGCUUCAUCUCAUCACGCGCGGAUAAAUGAAUGUCCUCCGGUUAGCGUCCCGUGCUCCGGGAUAUAAAACCUGACAAGUUGAAGACUGCAUUCUCGGGAAAGGUUUGGAAGAGGGGAAGAGGGAAAAAAAAGGCAUGCAUGCGUGCUGCUUUAUUCUCUGGGAGGAGCGCUGAGCGCGGCUCGGUCUCCGUGACCCCCCACCGGAGCGCUUUGUCUCGUGCAGGAGGCGAAACAGCGCGAGCGCUACGUUUGUUUGUUUCCCCAGUAUCUUAUUUGCUGCACAGAACAAUUUGACCAACUCGAAAACAAGUGUUGUGCAAUUGGACAGAACUGACCUGCCAUCCUGUGUAGGAGAAUUACACUGACAUUUCGGAGCUCGUGCACAAAUGGACUUUGUAAAGGUGUGAGAAGGGGGCACGAGCUGUUUAACUCCACACUGGAUGUUAUUGUUGUUAUUGUUGGGAGCUAAGGGAGGAGCGGGUGGGGAGUGGUAGAUAUUAAGGCAUGACUUCAGGAGGAGUGAGAGAUUAGAUUGUGCACGGUGCCUGGGGUCAGCCCGGUGAUUUUGGAGGGAUUUUGGUGGGAGUUUGAGUGGCGCACGUGCAGCGGGGCAGCCCGGAGUUCCGGAGCAUCAUGGGCUGCUGCAGUGGUCGCUGUACACUGGCCUUCAUCUGCGGCAUGCAGCUGAUUAGCAUUUUGGAACGACAAAUAUUUGACUUUCUUGGUUACCAGUGGGCGCCGAUCCUCACGAACUUCAUCCACAUCAUCACAGUGAUUCUGGGUCUGUUUGGGACGGUGCAGUUCAGGCCGCGAUAUGUCACCGGGUAUGCAGUCUGGCUGGUGCUCUGGGUCACCUGGAACGUCUUUGUCAUCUGCUUCUACUUGGAAGUGGGUGACCUUUCCAAGGACACAGACCUGAUCAUGACCUUUAAUAUUUCCAUGCAUCGCUCAUGGUGGAUGGAGAACGGCCCUGGGUGCAGGGUGACCCCUGUGACCCCUCCGCCCUCCUGGGCUCCUGAAGACCACCGCUACAUCAGCAUAGCCGGCUGCGUGCUGGAGUACCAGUAUGUGGAGGUGGCCCACAGUUCCCUGCAGAUCAUCCUGGCUCUGGCUGGGUUCAUCUACGCCUGUUACGUGGUGAAACUCAUUUCAGAAGAGGAAGACAGCUUUGACUUUAUAGGUGGCUUUGACUCCUACGGGUACCAAGGACCACAGAAGACGUCUCAUUUGCAACUACAACCAAUGUAUAUGUCGAAGUAACAAGGACAAACUGCCUUAUGAACCAGACUAUGAACUGCUGUCUCAACCUUUCGUCUUUUUACGUAAAUGUCUUAAUAUGAUAGUGUCUUAAGAACCAUUGGAGGAACGCAAGAUGUGGCACUUUAACCAGUCAACAACUGGAGAAAACUAGAGCCAAGGCACUGGAUUUUCUGCCUUUCUCAGUCUGGCAUAGCAUGUCUGGCUGGUUUAAGCAGGAGCAACAGCGCCAUCCUGUGGCUAAGACCCUCUCUUCUUCGUCUGACAGCAGAAACACAGCACAGGGGUUAUGUAAAAAAAAAAAAAAAAAAAAAGAGCAGGCUGCAUUCAUCUCUGUGGACAUCAACACUAGGGAUGGAACUGGAAGAUGAAAGACCAGAUGUUGUGCUGCGUUCUGAUAGACUCCAUUAGAAAAACUCACUUAACGAAUGUUUUGUAAACAGUCAGAAAUGGCUUUAGUCAUCUGAUGUAGUGCUGAGUGGUUAAUAGAGUAAAUUAAGGAGAAUUAUACAUGCGUGUUUACAUAUGGUAAUUCCAGUCAUUGGAAUACCGUAACUAGGUUGUCCUUAUGUCUGAUAACUGUACUCUGAACAUGUUUUUAAUCUGUAUUAUGGAUGUUUUCAUCUUGAAAGUGCCAAGAACAGUUCCAACAAACCAAAACUGCCCAGAGAUUUACAACAGCAGUCAAAAAAAAAUCCACCAAUCAAUUUCGCCUGUUGGACGUCGUCCGCAGAUCAGCUGUAUUUGUUGCAUGAGGUGUCAUGUUGAAUCGCAUAUUUAAUCGGUGACAGCAGGAAUUAGCCGAGCCUUCCUCUAAGCUGGCUCAAAAGGUUCUGUGAAUAUUGUGCUUUCUAAGACGGUGUUCAGUCUCAUGAAGAAGAAAACGAAGAGAAAACAAACUUUCUUCCUAUUCCAAGCUUUUUUUAUUUCUAACGUGUGCCAGUGUUCAGUCUUUUUCUAGUAGACUAAUAAUUUGUUGUAAUGGUGGGCCUUUCUGUUUAACUGUAUAUAGACACCUGGAGGGGGGAGAAAAAAGCUGCGCUGUUUUUUCAGUAGUGUGAUGUGAGAGGAGUGUGUGGUAGAGUUUGUGGUGUGGCCAAAUGUGCUUUAUUUUGUGUAGUUGCCAUUGCAGGAACCCAUGAGGAGCCCUAAAAGCGUAUGUGCUUUCUCUGCAGAAUUGUUCCUUUGACGUCACAGAACUAACAGCAUUAGUUUUAGUCCAUUAACACACUGCACACACUGCAGACAAAUCAUUUACAACACACACACAUUCGGUUCUUUUACCUCCCAAGUGUACUGAAUGGCCUUUUGUGGAAAUACUAUCAACCAUGCUUCUAAGUGAAUACAAAAGAAAGUUACAAAAGAGAGUUUAAAAUGAGUUCCUCUUUUUUAAACUGCACUUUCACUCCCCAGUAGUAUUUCAACAUCUUUUAUUAAAUCCGGGAUGAUACAUGAAGGUAAGCAAAAUCAUUUAGAGGAGGAAAUAACUCACAAAUGAAUCCACAUCCUCUAAAAAUAGUUAUAUGUGUGUUUCUCCUGCGUGUAGUCACCCACCUUUGGAGAAACUGACAAAACAGAAGUCUCUGUGUUAAGAAAAACUUUCCAAGUCUUUACGAAAAGUGCAUGACACUAUCCUCCAAUUAAUAACACUUUGGCCUCCUGCUGACAAGCCGAAAUGAGCAUUUUUCAUCACUUCCCUCAUGAAUUGCACUGGAGCUUUGAUGAUUAAUCAAGAUAUCGCAGCAGCGCCACUUUUCAGGCUUUAUCGGCUAAUAAUUCCCCACAGUCAUCGCUCUUAGUUGCAGACGUACAGGAUGAAUAUGAAUAUGCUAGAUGAUAGUGUGAAUUUACACCGUUAAAAGAGAUCACAGUGCGUGUUACAUCUGUCUUUGUACUUCUGCCUUGGAAAUGAAAUAUUAAAGCGACAAAGGGUAAGCGGUGUGCAAUUGACUUGAAAACCGAACUCGCAGGAUUCAUUAGUUUAUUACGCCGAGUUUAUCACAUCAGCUUGACUGCAGCACCGGUUAUAUUACAUUUCUCCUCAAAGACUUGUGUAAAUAUACAGUAUCUCUAUUCCAGACAUGGUGCUUGAUCAACCCUAACAAGAUGAAGCGAUCACGCAUCAGGUGCCAUCUCUCACUCUGCCAGCUGGAGAGAGGUUUACAGGAUUGUUUAUAUCUAAGAUUUGAUGUCAUGAGUUCAAAUCAAGCAAAUGGGAGAAUGAUGCUUCUUAUUGGUUUAUAUAUAGAUGACACCAUUCUGACGAGCUUUAUAUACCAAACGUUCUGUGUUUAAUGAGUCUACAUUUCAAAGAAUGGCCUUGUAAUAGUAUUUAGAAGGUACUUCCGAAUUAGUGGUCAAAUCUAGGUUUGUGGAAUUCUAUCAAGAUGUUUUAGUGGUUUUCUUAGGAUCUCAGUUUAGACCUCAUCAACCACCAGACAGUCCAGACUUCAAGUCAUUUAUUCCAGUUUCUACACUCUUUAGUCUAGGAUUACCUGGCUCCGGUGUUUCCGACCUGGAACAAAGCAAAAACAUGGACUGUUUGGAGGUUCUAGAGGUCUGGAUUGGAUUUAUUUCUGCAGAUUUAGGCUGGAAUGACUGGGUUCAGUGCUGUGUUCAGUUUUUUUGAAUAGAUCUUGUAUUUUAUUUCUUUUCUAUUUCUGUUCCUUUACAAGAAUGACUGUAAAUAUAAUAAACCACAGUGGAACAAAAA